AUGGCAAGAAGAUAUCCUUUAAGAAUGGAGACCAGAGUGUUAGGGGGUGUGCAAAUAAUUCUUGCCGUGUUUCACUGUGCACUGGCUCUUCUCUGUGACUGCUUGUUUAACAGAGAGGUGGCGACAAAAAGCACUGGUCAUAUUCCUGUAUUACUUACACUAGGGUACAUAUAUUGGUCAUCGCCAUUUUUUGUCAUCUCAGGAUCCAUGAGUGUCAGCGCACAGAAGAAACCCACACGAUAUAAGCUUACUUCUACCAUUGUUAUGAGCAUCUUUAGUGCCUGCUUUUCUGCAUUUGGUACAAUUAUAUUAUGUAUUGCGUUUUUCUCUUAUACUGCAGAAAUGAAAGAAUAUGUUUGGUCAGAUUUAGCUGGCGCUACGCUUUUGCAAUAUUUACUCUUCAGCACCCUCACAGAACUGAUCAUUGUAAGCCUAAUUCUCUCCUGGAUUGUGAGAGCAUUGCAUCAUCCAGAAGAAACCGAUGAAGAGAUUUGGGAUCUUCAGAGGCCUUCAGAAGGUGAAGAUUUUACAGGAGACUUCAGAGAAUACUUCUGGAUGAAAGAAUAA
This is a messenger RNA of Hippopotamus amphibius kiboko, 567 nucleotides long. It is a transcript of the gene MS4A12, whose product is annotated as membrane spanning 4-domains A12. NCBI's taxonomy places the organism in Eukaryota, Metazoa, Chordata, Mammalia, Artiodactyla, Hippopotamidae. The transcript has 6 exons. Gene Ontology annotation, biological process: cell surface receptor signaling pathway. The coding region runs from base 1 to 567 and encodes 188 amino acids. Gene Ontology annotation, cellular component: plasma membrane. The record is from RefSeq and is a predicted model, not a curated record.